GGAGAUGCCCUUAAAAGCCCCCAUUUGCCAACGGCUCAUUCCUUUGAAGUCUCAACUUCCGGACCCUCCUCGCCUUCAUCUUCAUCAAUAACGUAAUUAAGAGCACUAACUACUAACUAGUAGAGUUAAAUGAUCUUUAAUUGUCACCUACAUAAAAUUCCAAACCUUAUUAGAGCAUCUGCAUUAGUGAACUCCAUGGAGAGUUCACAUAGUUUUCGAAAAAAAAAAAAUAUUAAAAUAAACAAAAGCAAUGAACCUGCCUCUUGGGAGUUCACUGCACUGAACCCGGAUCAUCACUGUAGCGCGGGCCCACGACACGUGGCGGCCCGCGAUUGAUCCGAUUAAUAUAUAUUUUUUUUUUUUAAACAAAAAUCAAACAGAAAAAAAAUAAUAAUAAAAAAAUGCUUUGUGAACCCCUUCCAUGGGGUUCACCAAUGCUGAUGCUCUUAGAAGCUUCUUCGAGUCUAGACCCUCAACAUACUACUUCAUCUUCCCUUACUUUUACACAGGGUUUUAUAUUCUUUCUUAUUCAAACACGUUUCCAAGUUAGAAGACGAACACAGAACAGUUUUGUUUCUUUUACUAGUCGUCGGAAGAAAACCUUAGUAAAAAAUAGAUAAAAAAACAAAACACAGUUGCACUGAGUUCCUGUUUCUUGUAUCGUUACUCUGUUUUUAGCUGAAACAAAGUGUCUUCAGUUCCGAUCAAAGAUGGGUCUUUACGUAGAAUGUCAUCGUCGUGAUAGUUGACGAAGAUAUGGCAGCGUCUUCUCAGGUAGAGAUCGCGUCUCUGCGAUCUAACUUCGGAUGUCUCCUCAGAGAUUGCAACAGAAGAAACAACAACGAUGACGCCAUUGUCAAGAAGAACCUGCACGCACAAGUGAAAUCUCCAGUUAUCUCCGACAAGAACUCGCAGAACAGAGUCGGUUCUUGGAAAGGAAACAAGCCGAGAAAGAAGAGCAAAAGCCGUCUUGGAUCGCCGGAGAAACCACGUGUCGGAAAAGAGAGCAAUUUUUCCGACAGGACUAAACCUUCUCUCCUGCAGAUAUGGGAGGCACGGCUGAGUCCAUCCAACGGCGGAAACUCGCCGAUCUACGGCCAAGGAACUGAGAGAAGUGUUGGAGCGAGCGUUCGUGAAGAAACCAACCUUUCGGCUCCCUCCAUCGACGGCGAAUCUGAGUCAGAGAACGAGUCGAGGGAUCAUGAUCCAACGGUGGAGAUUGAAUCCGAGACUCUCCACUCGGUUCCUGACUCGGGAGAGAGCAAAUGGGGCCGAGUCGCUGAGAUUAUCCGGAGACUGAAGCUAACCGCCGGCGAUAAUGUCGGUGCAGUUGAGAAAACGUCUUUGCCGGAGAAAAGUAUUUUUCCGGUGGUUUCUUCGCCGCGUCUCCGAGGAAGGCAAGCGUUUACCGAUUUGCUUACGCGUCUGGAACGCGAACGUCACCGGGAACUAGAGUCGCUUCUUGAACGCAACGCAGUUUCUAAAUUUCCUCAACGCGGUCGCCUCCAGUCAAUGUUGCGGCUAAGGAGUCUCAAACGCGGCCUAGUGAUUCAAGAUCGUCAUCGGUCUAGCGCAAAAUCACCUGAUUUGAAUCGCCUCGAACAUGGCCCUACAGUUCUCCACCUAAGGGAAAGAUUUCGGGCAAACGCUACUUCUUCUACGGAGCGGUCAAGCCUUCCAAACCGCAAGACAGAGGAGGCAAUGCUAUGUAAGAAAGAAACUGAAUCAAAUUUGAGUUGCCUUCAUAUGCAAGAAAUCAUAUUACCAGAAGCCUUGAGCAGAAAUUCUGAUAACAAUAGCCCCAGCACCAGCGUGACUCAUCGAGAAUCACAGAUUAUGGAGAACAUGGUAGAAAGCGGUACGCAGGGGAGUCAAGAAACACCAUUCCUUGAGAAACAAGAAACCUCACAUAGAUGGGAGGAGCAAGAAGAGUACGAGGAAGAACAGUCUUGUUACGGAGAAAUGAGCUAUUAUGACUGGUUUACAGAAAUAUCUCGGCCUCGGACUUACUGGGAAGAUCUGAGGAAAUCGCGGUAUCUAGAAGUGAUGAACUCCCGAUCUGACAAAGAUGAUAUAUGCAGACUCCUUGAGAGAACGGUUUCUGAUUUCCUCCAGAGCGGAUUGAGAGAUACGAUCGAUAAGCUCAUAAUGUCCCGUGUACAGACACGUCCUAUUCAGCGUAUUCACCAAGCUGGUAAAGAGGAACAAAACUGUGACGUAAGCGAAGAAGAAGAUGACUUGAGCCACACGUCAUCGCAGACAUUUGCAUCAUCACCGGCAGGUUCAUGGAGUUCUCAGGACACAGGAGUUACUUCCACUCCUGACUUAUUAUUACCUCUUCACAAUCUCCAGACCACUGAGAUGGAGAUUAUAAGCGAAAUGAGAUCACAGAUCUUACAGCUACAGCUAGAAAUGUCAGAGCUACGAGACUCUGUCAAAACGUGUUUGGACGUAAACGCUAGCCUUCAAAAGUCAGUUCACAGGGAAAAUCCACUGAAACGCAUAUGCUGCGUUUGUAACGAAACGCAAGUUGAUACACUUCUGUACAGGUGUGGGCACAUGUGCACAUGUCUGAGAUGCGCAAACGAACUACAAUGUAAUGGCGGGAAGUGUCCGAUUUGUUGUGCUAAGAUCCUUGACGUUGUCCGUGUCUUCGUCGAUUCAAGAACCUAAAAUUAAUAAAAACCAACGGUUCAAAACGCUAACGGUACUUCACUUUAACCUUACAAACGUUUUCUUUUGUUUUAUGACUUUUUUCUUCCUUUGUUUGCUUUUAAGCUCGACUGUAGCGCGUUUGCGUUUUGGAUCUGCGUCCAGGAUUCAUAUCCAUUCUCUUUAUUGUCGGAAUAACUAACCGAGCCUCUUUUCUUGAUGUUGAAGUCUUCUUCUUGUAAAGACACGUGCACAUCAAGUUUGAACGAGGUUAAAAGGUUUAGUAUUUUUAGUACUUACCCUUUAUUUUAUAUUUUUAGUUAUGUACAAGUAUAAAACAAUGACAGAAACAUGUUUAUAGCAUUUUUUACUGA
This is a messenger RNA of Brassica rapa (field mustard), 3026 nucleotides long. RefSeq lists its product as uncharacterized. Lineage: Eukaryota; Viridiplantae; Streptophyta; Magnoliopsida; Brassicales; Brassicaceae. The record is from RefSeq and is a predicted model, not a curated record.